This is a messenger RNA of Tigriopus californicus, 1078 nucleotides long. RefSeq lists its product as uncharacterized. Lineage: Eukaryota; Metazoa; Arthropoda; Copepoda; Harpacticoida; Harpacticidae. The transcript has 2 exons. The record is from RefSeq and is a predicted model, not a curated record. The coding region runs from base 147 to 887 and encodes 246 amino acids.
GUUGACUCGGAUUUCAACUUUCGGGGCGAUCAAGGUGUCUGGUCAGGGAAGCGCCUAUAAAAGGGGCAAGGGCAAGAAUUUUUGUCGUACUUGAAUUCAGUUCGUUCAGCAGUAACACAGAGCUCGAUCUUCCACAUUAUUUCAAAAUGAAGACCCUGUUGGUGUUUGCUGCUGCUUUGGUUGGCACCCUUGCUCAAGAGCAAAUGAUGGUGGCUAAGAAGGAGAUGAUUGUGGAAAAAGAAAUGAAGGAAAUGGAGCCCACACCAAUUGGAUACAAAUCCUUGAAUUUGCCUUAUGGCGCCUGGCCUUUGGCCUACAACCAAUUGCCUUUGGCUUACAACAACCUUCCUUAUGCUUAUAACACCCUUCCCUAUGCUUACAACACCCUCCCCAUCCAACCCGUGGAGACCAAGUUUGUUCCCGAGGAGUUUGACGUUGAGGUGAAGACCUAUGAGCUCGAGAAGGUCGAGACCGGUUGCAAAAACAUCUUCGGUUUGGACGUGCCUUGUGCCAAGAAGGAGAAGCGAUCUGCUGACGAGGAUAUGACCGUUGUCGAGGUCGCCCCUGAGGCUGAGACCUCCGAGGUUGAGGCUGAAGCCGAGGCUAAGCCCGCUGUCUACGCUGCCAAUACUCUUCCUUUGACCUACAACACCCUGCCUGUGGCCUUCAACACCUACAACACUCUGCCUUUGGCCUACAACAACUUGCCUUUGGCUUACAACACUCUUCCUGUGGCCUACAAUACUCUGCCCUUGGCUUACAAGACCCUGGAGCCCAAGACCCAAGAGGUGAAGGUGCCCACCCCUGUUUUCAAGACCGUUGUCGAGAAGAUCCCCGUCGGACCUUCAUGCCAAAACGAAUGGGGUCUCUUGGUUCCUUGCGCCUAAACCAUGGCCGUAAAGAACGAUGGGUAUUAAAAACAAAGUGAUAUAAAACGAAAAUAAAAAUCUCAGACAACUAAUAUUCAUGGAACGUUUUCUUUAAGAUCCGACAGCUUCCAAUCGUCUUUGUGGCAAAAACUGUUUUUCUUAUUUUGAAUUUGAAAAAUUGAAAAUACAUUUUCAAAAUUGCAUUCUAA